Molecule: messenger RNA, 17196 nt
Organism: Alligator sinensis (Chinese alligator)
Lineage: Eukaryota; Metazoa; Chordata; Crocodylia; Alligatoridae
Gene: RPS6KA5
Product: ribosomal protein S6 kinase A5
Exons: 18
Coding region: 866-3028 (720 amino acids)
Biological process (GO): protein phosphorylation; intracellular signal transduction; regulation of DNA-templated transcription
Molecular function (GO): protein serine/threonine kinase activity; magnesium ion binding; ATP binding
Source: RefSeq, a predicted model, not a curated record
CUCUAAUUAUAAGCUAUGCUUGCUUGCUUGCUUGCUUGCUUCUGCUCUAUGCAUGGUGCUUACAGAGUAUAGGUCCUAGUAGAAUGUUCCUGUUGUGGGGGAAAAUGUGUAGUUGCUGUGAAAAUGGUGUCAGGUGCAGCGAGUAGCACUCUCAGGAUCACAUCUGAGACUAAAACCCUGAGAACAUCUUUGGGCAUGCUCCAGAAAAACCAGCCGAUUAACAGUCUUCAGCAUGAGAUGUGUGUGGAGCAGGAGUGAGCGAUUGGGGCUUGUCUUUUGAUGGCAGUCUUGAGAUCAUUUUAGAGAUGGUAUAGAUAAACCCCUGUAUGUGCUGCUUCAGUUAAAUUGGCAAGUACCCAGCUCUUCUUAAUGAUUAAUACUUUUCAAAGUAUUAUCUAAAGUUGUCUUAUGUAAUGUAAUAUUUUAAUUUGCUCACAGAACAAUGUAAUGUUGGAUGGUCUGUGAUUUUUGUUUUUAUUUUGUCCUACAAAUUAUUUGAGGAAGGCAGCCAUGAUUCAAACUAUAGUAAUUUCCCCCCCAAGUAUUUGUCUACAUAGUUCCUCUGGCAUUGUGGGUGAGCUAAUUAGCUUUGCUGCAGUGUUGUGGAAAAGGAACUAUACUUUUUUUAGUUCAAGAAGCGUGCAGUUUAGCAAAGCAGUCUUACUGUUGUUAUUUAAGUAGGCCUCUGCAUCCACCACCAUCGAACGGCAAAAAGUUGUCUAUCGUCUAAGCAAAUUUGACAGGCCAUGCAGAGAAGGUGGGAAUUGAAAACUUUGAACUCUUGAAAGUUCUUGGAACAGGAGCCUAUGGAAAAGUGUUCUUAGUGAGGAAAGUAAGUGGCCAUGACGCUGGAAAGCUUUAUGCCAUGAAAGUAUUGAAAAAAGCGACAAUAGUUCAAAAAGCCAAAACAACUGAGCACACGAGGACGGAACGACAGGUGCUGGAACAUAUUAGGCAAUCGCCAUUUUUGGUCACGUUGCACUAUGCUUUCCAGACAGACACAAAGCUUCAUCUCAUUUUAGACUACAUAAAUGGAGGAGAACUUUUUACUCAUCUUUCACAAAGAGAGAGAUUUACAGAAAAUGAGGUGCAGAUAUACAUUGGAGAAAUUGUAUUGGCACUUGAACACCUACACAAGUUGGGAAUUAUAUAUCGGGAUAUAAAACUUGAGAACAUUCUUCUUGAUUCUAAUGGCCAUGUGGUGUUGACAGACUUCGGCCUGAGUAAGGAGUUUCUUACUGAUGAAAAUGAGAGAGCAUAUUCCUUUUGUGGGACAAUAGAAUACAUGGCUCCAGAUAUUGUCAGAGGUGGAGAUAUCGGACAUGACAAGGCGGUUGAUUGGUGGAGUCUUGGUGUUCUUAUGUAUGAGUUAUUAACUGGAGCAUCACCUUUUACAGUUGAUGGAGAGAAAAAUUCCCAAGCUGAGAUUUCUAGGAGAAUAUUAAAAAGUGAACCUCCAUAUCCCCAAGAGAUGAGUGCUUUAGCUAAAGAUUUGAUUCAGUGUCUUUUGAUGAAAGAUCCUAAGAAAAGGUUGGGCUGUGGUCCAAGUGAUGCUGAUGAAAUCAAACAACAUGCCUUCUUUCAGAACAUAAACUGGUCUGAUUUAGCUGCCAAAAAAGUACCAGCCCCAUUUAAACCAGUAAUUCGGGAUGAAUUGGAUGUUAGUAACUUUGCAGAAGAGUUUACAGACAUGGAUCCCACAUAUUCUCCUGCAGCCACGCCACAGACUUCAGAAAAAUUAUUUCAGGGUUAUUCUUUUGUUGCUCCUUCUAUUUUGUUUAAACGCAACGCGGCUAUAGUAAAUCCUAUUCAGUUUCAUAUGGAAGAUGAACGACCUGGCAUUACAACUAUUGCUAGAAGUGCUAUGAUGAAGGACUCUCCAUUUUAUCAUCAUUAUGAACUGGAUCUGAAAGAGAAACCAUUGGGAGAAGGAAGUUUUUCCAUCUGUCGAAGGUGCUUACACAAGAAAACUAGCCAAGAAUAUGCAGUAAAAAUAAUUAGUAAAAGAAUGGAAGCAAACACCCAGAGAGAAAUAACUGCUUUGAAGCUCUGUGAAGGACAUCCCAAUGUAGUGAAGUUGCAUGAAGUUUUUCAUGAUCAGGUUCACACAUUUCUAGUAAUGGAACUGCUGAAAGGGGGAGAAUUGCUUGAACGUAUUCAAAAAAAGAAGCACUUCAGUGAGACAGAAGCCAGUUAUAUUAUGCGCAAACUUGUUUCAGCUGUGAGUCACAUGCAUGAUGUGGGAGUAGUCCAUAGAGAUCUGAAGCCUGAGAAUUUAUUGUUCACAGAUGAAAGUGACAAUUCAGAAAUAAAAAUAAUUGAUUUUGGGUUUGCUCGGCUAAAACCACCUGAUAACCAGCCUCUUAAGACUCCAUGUUUUACCCUUCAUUAUGCUGCCCCAGAGCUCUUCAAUCACAGUGGUUAUGAUGAAUCCUGUGAUCUCUGGAGUUUGGGGGUCAUUUUGUAUACAAUGCUAUCAGGACAGGUGCCUUUCCAGUCUCAAGAUAAAAGUUUAACAUGCACAAGUGCAUUGGAAAUUAUGAAGAAAAUUAAAAAGGGGGAAUUCUCCUUUGAAGGAGAAGCCUGGAAGAAUGUCUCUCAAGAGGCCAAAGACUUGAUACAAGGACUUCUUACAGUGGAUCCGAAUAAAAGAAUUAAAAUGUCCAGCUUGAGAUACAACGAAUGGCUUCAGGAUGGCAGCCAGUUAUCAUCCAACCCUCUAAUGACUCCUGAUAAUUUAGGGUCUUCAGGAGCUGCCGUACAUACAUACGUCAAAGCCACCUUUCAUGCUUUUAACAAGUACAAAAGGGAAGGAUUUUGUCUCCAGAAUGUUGACAAGGCACCUCUUGCAAAAAGAAGGAAAAUGAAAAAGACAAGUACAAGCACAGAGACACGUAGCAGCUCCAGUGAAAGUUCACAUUCUUCCUCCUCUCAUUCUCAUGGUAAAACUACACCUACAAAGACACUGCAGCCAACAAAUCCUACAGACAGCAAUAACCCAGAAACCAUCUUCCAAUUCUCUGAUUGAGGAGCAGAGAAAUGUCCUAUCUCCAAGAAUUAAGUGGUGAAAACUUGGACCGCUUUACACCACUCUUGCAUGUUACGGAGCAUUAAAAUGGCCAAUUUACACUAUAUCAAUAUGAUGGAAAGAAAUCUUAGUAUCUACAGUAGCCUUUCAUAUCAAGUUACUCAAUUGUAAGUUAACUUGAGUUAGUUAAACAUUUGUAAAAUAUAAGAUGGCUUCUUCCCAUGCAUUUUUGCCUUACCCUAUCCUGAACAUCAGCAAUGUGUGAACUCUAGAUUUAAAAAAAUGAACAAGUUAAUUCAAGACCAAAAUGAUAAUCAGAUUUACACCCUUUUACACACACUGGUGUACACAGAUAUGCACACUAAGUUAGGUCCUAGAUAUCUAUUUGUACUUUCUGCUCUUCUCCUUUUUAAUACAGUAAUUUCGGCCACAUUUUUAAGAGGAAGAAUGCUACAUGUUCUUGAAAGAUUCUGGUGUAACUGAAAACAACAGCUCUCAGUGUCAGAUUAUAUGAUACAGUCAACAAUACUGGGGGGAAAAAGCAGAAGUACAAUUCGUUAUCAAAAUAGUCUAUGUAACUUUUUUUACUCCAAUUAAUGCAAUUUAAAUAAAUCAAAAAGUUUAAUUAAGUAGUAAACUAAUACUUGCCACUUCCUCUUUCUUACAAAGAACAAAGUACAUCUCAUUUACAGGAUUAUUCCUUCCUAGAGGGUCAGAGUACUUCUCAUACUUAUUUUAUUUGUACAGUAUUCCAAAACAGAAUUUUAUGAUAGUUUAUAAUUAUAAGUUACUGUUCUGCAAGACAGCAUAAAGAUUCAGUAUUCGAUCAGAACUGACUCAGGUUUUCCUGUCUCCCAGGUUGACACUGCUGUUGCACCUCUUUUCUCUGCCUUUUCUACUGCUGCCUUCUGAACAAAAUAAUUAGUUAUACCAGCACAGCCACAUUCCCUUGUACUUCUUCCAGGAAGAGAGUAGUUUCUUAAAGGAACACAUUCACAUAUACAUUUUAUAGGUGUGGUAAGGAAGUGUCACUAUAUAAUAAUUUUAUAUUUUCAAUCUUUAAUAGCAAGUAUGUAUAUAUUUUAUUUUUUUAAUUAAUUUUGGUCUUUAUCUAGAAUAUUUUAUUGUGGUGUUAUGCCUUAUGUGUCAUAGCAGAGGUUUCAGCUUAGCCUUCCUUACAGUCUUUUUCUUCCUUUACAUGAUUCCUUUCCUAUUCUUCUCCUUCCUAUACCCCACCCCUCAGCUGCCUGUCUCUCUUGUCUUAUAGUGACCACUACUCCAUAACCCUCCUUAUGAGGAAUCUCAAUAUUUGAAUAUUCUAGACAGAGGGAAUGGAAUAUAGUAUGGUUGCUUCUGUUCUACAGAGACCAAAGUGCCUUGAUCUCUGUGACCUUUCUGGCCAGGUUCAGAUAUUACAAGUUUAUUUGUAUAAGUGAUUGGAAACUGGUCUAUACCCAUAAUAGAAGAGAAGUUCAGCAUACAAACCCAGUCUAUAUCUGUAACAGAACAGAAGUUUAGCACACAGACUGCUUUGAAAAUGACAGAACCCAGUCUAAGACUUCUGCCCUCCUUCCCCUAAGAAAGAGUGAAUGUGUGGUCUGUUCACUACUGAUCUAAAAUACACCAUUUACAGAAAACUGCAUAACUUGAAUCAAUUCUGCCUCAGGCUGUUUGCUUGUCUGUACCUAGCCUCUGUCUGUGUCAACCUGUGAGAAAUAUCUUCAGUUUACUUCAGGUUACUCCCCAGGCACCAGUCUGGAGUUGCCAAAAGUAACAACUGUAGAGCUCCAAGGUAGUCUUCCCCUAUCACCCUCCAUUUUUAUAAAUCACUCAUUUGUCUAUUGACUCAUCAUUGAGUAUACUGAACCAUCAAAUAGAAACAGAGCCUUUGGAGUUGGUGUCUUUGCAGUCUGGAUGUUGUGAAUAAAGAUAAGGCUCUAAAUUUUGUAUAGCAUGAACAGAUGGUUGACUAUAUUGUUUUAAGAGGGGAAAGUAUUUAUUGCUUUUCAGCUGAAUGUGUUGUUUCAUCUGUCUGUUCCUGUUUGGGAGUGUGAUAAUUAAACCUGGGCAGCUGACCUGUGAAAGAAACAGGAUUGAGUUACUGCAGUUUAUCUUCACUUUCUGUGGGGUAGGGGUAGACAGAUGAAAUAGUUAUGGUGAAUUAGCUGGGAUGUGUACAUGAACAUUGGGUCAUCAUCGCCCCCUUAAAAACUUUAUAAUUGUUCACUGGUUUAUGCCAGUAGAUUGAUUUGGGCAAUGUCAUUAUUUGAUCUUUGUGUGCACUUACACCCAAAAACAGGAAGAGAAAAGAAAUGUAAGUAAAGUAAAAUGAUGAUGACUGUAGGAAACUUAUCAGCUAACAAAAUUAACAAGGAAUGCUUGUAAAGAAAUUGUAUCUAAGGUAGUUGUUUUCCAGAGUGUUAUACCCAGCUCACUAUAAAAACUCAUUGACAGAAAGGAUGGAUACACCUUCUUUUGGCUCCUUUUUUCUUUCUCCUUCUUCUGGUUUAUCUUGAAUUUUCUAGUGAAUGUUGUAUGAGUGACUAGAGUAUUACAUUUCUAUUAAAAAAUAUUUCAGUUAAUAAUCUCUACGACAAGCUAGAUUCUUCUCACAGGAUUUUUUCCAAAUAAAUUAUGUAGAAAUAUACAGUCUAAUUUUCACAUAGGCUGGUUCUAAAAUGACACAAAAAUGAGGAAGCUUAUUUUUAUGAAUAUUCUUAGGAUGUUUUGGCAAAAUGCAUUGGAAUUCUCUAACACUACUAACAUGGGUUGGGGGGGUUGUUUGCUUGUUUGUUUUUUUGCUAAGGAAAAAAAGCUAGCUUUUUGCUGUUUCUAAAAAAUAAUAAUUAUAAAAAAAUCCAUCCAUACUACUAAUGUAAAGAAUUUCUAUUAUGAUAGUGAAGACCAUCUUAAAAACCUGUGUUACCUGCCUAAAACUAAACUAAAUACUCAACGUUUUUCUGAUUUAUUUAUUUUUUUUAAAGCACUGCUUUUAGGAACUGUGGUUAAAAUAAAAUACUACAGAAUGGAAACAUUUUAAACCUUAGCCAACAAGAUUUACUUUCAAGACCUAUUAACAUAUUUUUAUUUGGGUUUUAUUGGGAUUUGUCAUUUGGACACACAGGGCGUGUCCAGAUGAGCAUGGCCAGGCAGUAUGUGACACCGCAAACAUGUCUGCAGUGCCAGAUACCCCAUAGUCAGGUGUUCCCCACGCUGCAAGGGCAUGCUGCUCGUGCAUGUAUGGCUCCAUUUGGGGUUGUUUGCGAGGUUUUUUGACUCAUGGAUAUCUAAGGGCCAAAAAAACCUAUGGAAAAAAAGAGCAGUGCACACAGUCAGCGUGUGCCACUGAAAAGCAGAGCCAGGCUGCCUGGAGGAUCACUGCUGCUGCAGCCCCAGGGGCCCCCAAGAGCCCAGUCUGGACAUGGCCAUACUGUCCAUCUUUAUAAAGCAAUAUAUUUUUAGUGGUGUGUUGUAACAUUUUAUUACACAUUGCUAAAUGCAAUAUGUAAUUGCAUCAUUCUUCAAUCCAGUGUCUGUUUUCAAACCUUUAGCAGUCACUGUAGUCAUAUGCAUGUUGCCUGUUAUAACACACUCUAUACAGUUAUUUUGAUUGAAAAUAAAAUAUAUAUGAGUAACUUCUGUCCCUGCAUCAUCAGGCUCACUCAUUUGAAAAUCAAGAGGAAAAGAUAUGUGCUAUUUUUAAAAAAUUAACAAGCUGGCCUUUCGAUAACAAUAUUUGUUUAUAUAUUAACAAUAUAUAAACUGUCCAGCUGGUGGCUGCAGGUCCCCACAGCUGCCUCUCUCAUUUCUGCAUUGUGGGAAAAGGGCUUGGGGAGACCUGAGCAGCAGGAUGGCACCAGCCAUGCAGCCCAUGUGAAGGGGGAAGGUGAGGGGCCAUGCACGGCCUAGGGUGAAGAAGUUGUACAUUGCCAGUUUUGUUCAAGUGGCAGGGAGGGGGGAACCUGGGGGAAUGUGCACAGGCCAUAUAGCUGGGGGACACGGGAAAUCCUGGGGGCCUGUCCCUUCAGUGUAUGGCCAGCAUGGUGUGUGGCUCCUGGCUACAGUGGAGUUGGACAGCCCUAUAUUAUUAGAUAAAUCAUUUCCUUCAUAGAUCUUGAAGUGCUUUACAAAAAUAGAUAGUAUUAGCGAUGGGUGAUUGGAAAUGUUUUGUUUUCAGGAAAUUAGGAAAAUAGUCACUUAAAAGUUUAGGAAAAUAUUUUAAUUCCCUCACAGGAAAUGUUUUUGUUUAGAGUUAAAUGAUCAUUUUAAAACAUUUUAAAAAGAAAACUUAUCUGAAAAUUAAAUGAAAGUUUUUUUUGUCAGUGCUAAUGUGACUUAAACUGUUAUGGUUUCUGGUUCCUAAUCUAAAAAUAAGUAAUAAUCUAAGUCUAAAAUAAAUGCUGAUCUGAACCAAUUUUCAUUUUGAGAUUUCCUGCAGAAAAUUCAUUGUUAACCAGUAUUUAUAAUUUUUUGUGAAUGUUGCUUGUAAUUUAAUUUAACUUUUCAUCAGGAAGAGCUCCCACACACAUACUCACCAACCCCCAAAAAAUGAAUCGGGUCUAGAAUUUCAGCCCAUUUUACAGAGAAACACUGAAGCACAAGCCACUGUUGCUUACCAGAUAAAAACAACUUGGUGGUCAUGUCAUCAUUGCAUAGUAAACCCAGAAUUUUUCCUGGGUUUUUGCCUAAAUCCUCCUGCCACAUACAGAUUGAAAUCUAUGAACUAGCUUUGGAGGUUUGUUGUAUGGGCUGUUUUAUGCAGCUGUAGGAUAUAGGUUAGAACCCAGGUCUUCUUCAGUUAGACUAGAACCUACCUAUUUUGCAGUCAGGAUGCAGGCUUUUGAGUACUUAUUGUCCUCCAAUGCCUCCCUGCUGUUCUCACACAAAUGAAGCAGGCCACAUACAAACAAUCAUUUUCUCCUGGGAGAGUUGCUGAUCUCCCAGGAGAAACCAUGGAUGUUAAGGAUUUUCUUCCCAGAGCAAAAAUGGCCACUCCAAGAGAAAAAAAUAAAGUUGGAACAACUAGGAGAGUUUCUUCAGCUUCCUAGGCAGCUUUGUUCCUGUUCCCCUCCCAUCUCCUUCCUCGGGGAGACAGUGUGUCACUUGCAACGACUCUUCUGCUCCAGGUGAGCAAGGAGCAGGAUAAACUACUUUCACAAUCCCACAUUGUACUGAAUGGAGACACAGGCUGACCCUGUGCAGUCUGGGUCAGUCAGUCAGGGUUGCCCUGUGUCCUGCUGCCAUCUGUCUCCAGGCAGACUAAGAGAAUGUGCAGAGCAAACUGAGAUGUGUACACAGGGGCCCCUGGGCUGCGCAACAUCAGCACUGCAUGUUCCCUGCUCUUCAAGGGCUCAGCAGUUUAAAUGUCUGUUCAGUAUUAUUGUAUCUUGGGGUAAGCUUUUCUACCGUGAAAACAAUCCUGGGAAAAUUCUCCCAGGUGAUUUGACCAUGUGCAUGCAGUCACACUCUAGGAUUAUCUCCCAAUUGAUUGUAUUAAUGCAAAGAACCACAGUCUCUGUUCUCCAGACACAUGGAGGGGAGUUCACAAUCUGUGAGAGUCUUACCAGUGUAAGUACAUUGGCUAGAUGGUCUAAGUCUUUUACACCAUCUAACCAACAUAACUAUUCUGACAAAACUUUGUAAUGUAGAUUUGUAAGGAUUUAGACUUAGUUCCUACUAGCAUUAUAAAGUGUUUGCUACUAAAACUUCAUUAGCAAACCCUUGUAGCAGAGAAACACUUUGUAAUAACAAAAGAGUUCUUAUGCCAGUAGAGUUCAUACCAGUUCCCCAGCCAAAACAAGCUAAAUAAAAUGCACUUAGUUGUAGAUAUAAUUGCAGUUUCCCACUUUUUUUUUCCAGAUUAGCUAUUUUGUUUAGGUUUGUAACCUCCCCCUGCCAUAGAUAUAGCCGUGCUUGGCAAACUUUUUACGUGUAGACCAGACCUUUUAGUUAAGACAAAGAGAGAUGGAAGGGAAAGACUGGAGCAUAGGGCUAAAACUAAAGACAGUAGGUUGCAAAGAAGGGACAUAACUAGGGACUUACCUAAAUGGUGACAGGAGUUUGCAGCACAGGGGCGCCUUUAUAAUCUUGCUCUUUCUGCUGCCUCACCCUCCCCUCUACCACUGCUGAGUGGCCAAGAGGCAAAAAACAUGGUAUUAAUUGCCUCUCAGCCACCAGAAACUUCCAUUGUGAUUUAGGUAGAUCCCUAGUUAUAACAGGAAUAGAGAGGUUACUAGAGGAUUAAAAAAAACCCCUGUUCUUUCUAAAUGAAUUUGCUAGUCCUGUUUAAUAACAAGAAUACAUCAUUUUCCCCUAAUCUUUUUUUUUUCUAUUUAAUGCUAAAUAAGGGCUAUAUAAACAACCUUUACAUAAUUCACAGUAUACAGAACAGAUAAAGACUAUACACUUCAGUGUAAAGUUAUGUUACUACAUCUAGCAGAGCCUAUAUUCACUACAACAGUUCAAUACAUGCAAGUUACUCUACCCAGUAGAGUCUAGCUCAGUAAAACAAUGCUUCAGGUGCACAGAGUAAUAGCCGAGUCAGCAGAAAUAUCUCCAUUUGUUGGGAUGUGAUGAGUCUCCACGACGGGCCAUGAAGGCUCAUACCAACAUAGUUAAACCCCAUAAUAUAGACAAGGCAAAGGAUUCUUGGGUAAAUGGCUCUGUAUUUCUUCGGAUUUCCCCGUGGAUUUAAGCUUAAUGGAAAAUAAAUCAAUGUAAGAACUAAAAGCUCCAGGUUAUGAUGUACUAUUUUCCUUUAUAACUCAUACAGAAGCAGCUUGAAAUAUUGGUGAUAGAUGUUUUAAGAUUUUGAGAAAUAAUUCAACAGUUAUCUUACUACCACAUGCUAAUAGGUGUGUGUGUCAUUAAUAUGUUAUAUGUAUUCAUCUAAUUUCCUUAGGAAGUAAUAGUGGUCCAGUACUACAGUGUUAGAGUUGCACUGCAUAACUAGUAUUAAACAAAUGUAUUCCUUUUUUACAUUUUACAUAUGGGUAACUGUAAUACUCUAAGUAGAGAAUACCAAACUAAGAAACAUUUUGGUUUAGUAAUGUCUCAUUAUACAAAGAGGAGUGUAACAAAAAGAACAAAAAAAUUGAAAUUUGUACCAGAUUUUUUAACCAUGGAUUUUAUAGGUCAGAAAUAUGUUCUCAAAUAUAAUAUAACAUAAUUAUGCAUUUACAUUAUGGAACAAGUUGUAAAUAUAGAACCAUUUGUGUCAUACUUGGAAAAUAUACCAUUCAACAAACUAAUAAAUAAAUUUGCUCCUAGGGGUUUUACACAAAACUACCCCACUCAGAUGCUCUGUACAAAAUGUGGUCUCUUCAUUCUGAUACAAAUCCAGUAACUUACUGUAGAUCCAAGGAGCUAACCUAGAUCUUCAUCAUUAAGUUAGGGAAAGCUAGUGCCAUGAAACUGAAGGUGCUGCCUAAAACUGGCACACAUCUCAUUCCAUGCCAAGCAGCACACGGCCUGUUCUGAUCAGUCACUGUGUGCAUUUUUCUUUACUUGCCUUUAAGGAUUUUCUGUAUUCCUUUUUUUGUAUUUUGAAUUUGCAAGUAACUGGCCGUCAUUCAGUGGAUUUUUUUUUCCCCUAGUAUUUCUGCAGCAUUGCGUAGGUUUAGGGUUGAGGUUGUUGCAGAACUUCACAACCAAUUUCACCCUUAGGAUAAGAAUUUACACGCUGAAGUGACUGAAAACGUCAUAAUAUGACCCCAUUUGCGUAUUCAUUUAGAGAUUCUGACAUGAUGUUCUUUCAGUUUGUAAAUAAAAGGAUGGCGUUGCAUACCAGCACUUACCCUCUGUGACAAAUGGUAUCUGUAAGUCAAACUGUGUUCUUUCUGGUCCAUAAAUCCAAAUGAGUUGCAUUGGUUGAACUUGGAUGUCUACAGUUGUAGAAAGCAACCAACACGUAUAUAUACUGUGAAGGAUUCUGCAUUUAAAGAUUCUACGUUUAAAAUGUAUCAAUAUUGCUGAUAUGCAAUCAGAAGGUAAUGCAACUUCUCCUAUAAUGCUCUUGUCUAGACAACAGUAGUAGGAGUAAAAAUAAGUAAAAUCUUAUUUAUAUUAGUAAAUUAAUAGGAUUGACAUUUGAUUAUAUCUGUGUAACCAUAUUUAAAGGGAUCAUAACUACAUCUAAAAUUAUUGGUAUUCUGGUCUGUUUUGAGAGAGUCCCUAUAAUUAAUUGAUUCUCCUACAAGAUGUCACUACACUAGACUUAUUUAUCUCGAGUUGAUUGACUGCAUUUGUAUAGCCUACUAUGGACACUUUCUAAAUGUUUGUUCCAGGCAACAAACAUUUGUCCUUUACCCUACCCUUUACCCUUUAAACUAGCUAGUUUAGAUUAAAUCAUUUGCCAAUAAAUGAAAUGCAAUUAAAAAAUCAAAUAACAAAUAAACUUAAUUUAUACUGAUGUAAAAGCACUGCAAGUGAGAGGAGAAGCAAUCCAUCUGGUUCCUCCAGUAAUGAGAGAGAAAUAUUCCUUUCUGCUUGUUAAUUUAAUUUAAGGAUAGAAUAGGAAAGUUAAGGUUUGAUUUUUCAGGGCUGCUGAAUGCUAGCAGUUCUCAAAUGUCUGCAGAUGUGGUUAAAGUUCUGAUUUUUACAGAUGCUAAGCACCUGUCAUCUCCUGACAUGACACACUUGCAUCGCCUUCCUUUGAGAAAUAAUGUUGUAUAUCCUCUCUUUUCUUACAUGCUUUAAGUACUAAAUUAAAAGUGUUGCCAAUUAAAAUACCAUCAGUUAGAAUCUGAGAGCAACUGCUGACAUCUGUUUGAUGAAGUAGGUUGCUGAAAGUUCAUGCCUUUCUGAACCAUCUUUUUAUUUUCUAAAGAGAUGUUUAGUUUAGAUUUAGGAAGAAGAUUCCUAUUGGCUAAAUACAAUCUGAUUAUUUACAGCCAUUUAAUGGGUACCCAGUAAAAGCAAAAUAAGGGAAAAAUCUUCCAGACCCAAAAUUAAGACACUGAAAAAUAAUUAAAAGAUCUGUCUGCCUACACCCCUAGCUGCAAACUGGUUCUUUGGACAUGCUUUACCUUUUCAGAAACUAUUUUUUUAUAGACUACUUUUUCUGCAAAUGUAGCUAAUAUUUACUCUCCCUGCAGAAUAUUCAGCCUGCUAAUUUGUGUGAAAGCAACUCACUGCUUUGUCCUCAUUAAAAUUUUACCCCAAAGUUAGGUGGUGUAAAGUAAAAUACCUUUUUAUAAUGAAUACAAGACCUACAUUGGGGGGGGGAUCUUUCUUGCAUUUAAGAAGAGAUAGGAGAUGCUUUCUAGAAUGUAAUUGCUUGAGAAAGUUAAUUCUCCUUUACUGUCACAAGACAGGCAGGUAUUUAAUAUCUUUUUCAGCUUUAAAGCAUGCACAUUAUUUAGAAGGAGUAAUCUGUUGAAUUUGGCAUGAAUCCCUUUGUAUUCCUUCAUCCCUUUUUUGUUUAAAAUGUGACCGAUUUUAUGCAGGAAAGUCAAAUUGUUGCCUUUAUAUUUCAUUAGCUUGAAGGAGGAUUUCUAUUAAUUUGUGCCUUUUUAAUGUUGCUUUUCAUUAACUUCUUAUGAAUCAAAAUUUCCCAUUUGCAAAAUAGCAUGGAUUUAUAUUUCAGUAUUUUAGAAGCUCACUUUAGACAAGACUGCUUUUCAAAGUAGGGAACAAUAAAGUAUUAAACCAUAUUCUUAGUUAUAAUACUAGUACUUCUGUUGGUCUUCCCAGAGAGGUGUCCAAAAUGUUUUUCCAAUGAAAAAUGAAAUGUAAAUAUUUUUCCAUGGACCAUCCUAUUGAAAGUAAUGUAGAACUAUUUUUUGGACUCCUAUCCUCUCAAAGAGGAAACAAAUAUUUCCUUUUUAAAUCUAGAAUGUUUUCUCAGACUUCUUUUAAUUUUUGCCAUUUUAUUAAGUUACAUAAGAAGAUACUGUCAUUUAGUUUCAAUAAUUUUGGUCAUCUAUCUUCAUGAAAGUCAAAAUGAGAUAUUAGUUGAUAAUUUCCUUGCUUUCUGCUCAACUGUUAAGAUUUUUGGUGGGGUUAUUUUUGGCAGAUUGUCACUGUUAGUUGAUAUUAAGCAGGCUUAAUUUCAGAAUUACAACCAUUUUUACUCACUGUCAUUUUAGAAUAUUUUAGUAUGACAGUGAAAAAUGUAUUCUAUUUACUGUUUUAUUUUCAAAAUGAAAUCGCAGAGGCACCAUGGUUCACUACUACUGAAAAACAGGAUGCAAUUCUUAGAAUUAAUUAUAUUUUGAAAGCUUUCAGCUUGUAUUGCAAAACGUUUUUAUACCAGAAAAAAAAAUAUAUAUUUCAGUGUCUUGCUUUACCAAAGUAUUUCUGCAUUAAUAAUUUAGUAAAGAUAAGUGAAAUAAUAAUUUUAAUAAAUACUUUGAGUCUUAAAAAAUUAUAUGCAUAUUAUACAUAUUUUGAUCAAUACAAAAGAAAAGUGCAUAUAAUUAUAUUUAAAAAUUUAAUGCAGUUGUAACUUUACCAUUGAAUUACAUAUUAGUGACUACUGUAGAUUUGUACCAAAAUAAGCAUGAAUUUAAAUAUUGAUGUGUGUGUGUGUAUGUUACAUAAAUUUAUAUAUGUGUGUGUGUGGUUUUGAAUUUGUGUUCAAUUAUCAUUGAUGAAAAUAUUAAGCAGUGUUGGGCCUAAUCCCAAUCUUCAUGAAAUAUUAAGAGAAACAUCCCCAUUCAGUGUUGAUUCUCCACUAAGAACUAUUUUUUCAAUUUCUUACUUAGCCAGUUCUGCUCCCUCUUGUGGCUUUAUAGCAGAGUUAACUGACAAGUUGUAUUCCCAAAGCUGUGCUAUUCAUGGUAGGAACAAAGAAAAUGUUUGAUGCAGAAACGGAAAGAUAUUGCUAAAUAAUCCAGCCCUGCUAAUUACAGAUGCAUCCAAACAGCAAUGAGGAAACCACCCCUGUUUGCCAAACACAAUAGAUUAAAUGAACAGCUAGGAAAAAUAUUGUCAAACUUCUGCCACAAACAAUAGAGGUCAUUUAAGGCUUGUUUUCAGUGUAUCAGUGGGAUUCCUUUAAAACAAUUGGACUAGCAGUUGAUGAGUUGUAACUUCAGCUGCAUAUUGACAAUUUACUGAUUUUUUUCCCCUUUUAUUUUAAUAAAGUAUUUAGGCUACUGUUAUUUUAGUGGGUUCAGCUGGCAUUUGAUCAGAUUAAAUAUUUAUUUUUUGGAUCUCAAAGGAUUUAAGAACAACUGUGUCAAUAGUUAAAGAUCUCUCAGAAAAUCUUUAUUAAAUAAUUAUUAAUGCUGUUAGAAAUUCUGUAUGAUAAUGGAAAAAUCAAAGAAUAACAAAUAAAAAAUAAUACGUCACCUUAACGAAGUACUAUUAAGUAGUUCCAGGAGGGAUAGGAAUGGAAACUGAUAGAGCACCAUAAUACACUUCAAGGGAGAGACCCUGUUUGCAAAAUAACACCCCCAUUUAUGCUAUUUUCUUCCUAUUACAUAAGUUACUUGAUCUGUGUAUUAAGUCUUUCAAUAUAGGUCAAUACCAAAGAUGGAAAAAAGGAACUCAAUUGUGCUGUACCUAAAACUGCAGCUACACACACACACACACUCUCUCUCUCUCUCUCGAUAGAUAGGUAGAUAGAUAGAUAGAUAGAUAGAUAGAUAUUGUUUCAGGGACACCUCAUAACAAUUCUGAACUCUGUGCCCCUACAGUCUUUGUCCUGAUUUGUUUCACAUAACACUAGUUAAAUAAUACUUUUGCUGUUAGUAUUUACAGUUUCAAGCCUAGCCUUUUAUUUAACUUAUUUAAUCCAACUCCUACAUUUCACUAAUACUUAUGUUUUAUAAAAAGUUUAUUUUUUUCCUAAGACCUUCCUGAGCAACAACUACAUCAUCAUUGACUGUUAACUCAGAUGUCAGCAGCACUUCCUCAGCUGGUCAGACAGCUGGAGCUUAAAGCCCAACUUUACAUAAAUUAGAGGGAUUUUUGUGCAGACAAGAGUUUAAAUGGAGGCAAACCCCAAGUUCACCAAUAAAAAAGUGAAGGCAAGUUCUUUGAGUACAGAAAAAAAUGAUAGUGUUAGUUUUUUUUUAAAGACACUUUUAGUUUCUUAAUCAAUAAAAUGUUUCUGUCAUUAGAUAACCUUUAUGCCACUUCUGGGCACUGACUGCUUGCCUGAGGCAAAGGAUGAAUAGAAACACUUUGCUUGUUACAAAUAAUAAUAUAUGUCGGUGCUGUUUAAUCUUUGGCUCUCAAGACCAUAAAAUGUGGGGUUCCAGGUUAGCUGUGUAAAUAAAAACUUUUGUCUUGAAAAUAUAAUUUCAAGAAAUAUGUUUCCUGGACCAUAUCUUACAGGUUUUAAACUUACCGUUGGAGGGAGUAUGAGCCAGGAGCUUACUGCAUUGGUUGGAAGAGGAAGGAGAUUUGCUUAUGGCUGCCAUAUUCUCUGCUUUGUUGUCAGGUUGUAGAAGCUUAACUGGUUAUUUCUAAGCCUACCAAAAUAGUUAUAGACAUGGUCUCCUGACCAUUUGGACAUGUAUUAAAAGUUUUGGCCACCAAACCUUUUUAAAAUCACCCCUCUUUAUUCAGUAGUAUGUGAAAGUACAAAACUGCCUUGGCUUUUUAUCAUGAGUACAGCUGGAUGUAGAUGUGGUGGUGGCUGCAGGAGUUAAUACAUCCAGUGCUUGCCCCACACUACCAAGAUGUUGCGAAUUGGGUUCCAUGCCCCGGAUUUUGGUGGUAGACCCCAUUCCUGAUUGCCCUGGCCCCUAGCCCCAUGGACCACACAACAGCUCUAUGGGCCAAAUCUGGCCAACAGGCCAUAGUUUCAUACCCCUGAUCUAGAGAGAUGCAACCGUAUUCUGGCAAGUUUACAAUAGUGUGGGACAAAUACUGGCCCUAGACCAUAUGAUGGUGAUUUUAUGAGUUAAGUUAAUGUGUUUUAAGUAAUAUGUUAAGAAAACACUUUUCUCUGUGAAAGUACAUUAAGAGAUUGUAUUCCUAGACCUCAGUCCUGCAUCUGGCCCCACAUGGGCAGGCCCUUGUGUCUGUGUGGGAUUUUGCUGAAAGCAAUAAGAAUCCAUUUGAGUAUGUGGAUCCACCUCCACGUCCACUUACAGACUAGUGGCCCUCUUUUUUAACGGUGGCCCUCUUUUGUAAAGGUGUGAGUAGUUUUGAUUUAAUAUAAAGAUUUAUCUACCUGGCAGAAAAGCAAAGGAACAACAAUGUGGGAGAAAAAUGGUACCAAGACUCAGAGCAUUAAAAAGAUGGCUAAAUGUUUUUCUUGAUUAUAAAUUCUUUCAGAACCUGUAGUCAUCAAAUCUGCAGUUUCUGAAUUCUUGUUAAACUCCUUGUGUCCUGGUAUUCCUGCAACAUUUAAUGAAAAUUAUAACAUUUGCUUAUUUUGCCGUACAGGAAAACCCAACUCAUUUUUAUGUUGACAAAACAGUUAACAAAUUUGUAUAAUUUUAAAAACAUUUUUAUUAUAAUUACAGCGGGAAUGUAUUUAAACACUGAUAAUUUGGUACCCAAAUAUAAUGUCUUUGCAAGUGUAACAUUUGUCUUAAAAAGGGCAAAACCCAGUUUAAUUUUUUUCUCUUAUAUUUUAUUUUAGAAGUUGAAUAUAAAAUAUUCUUCUUCAAUAAGUUUGGCUUUUCCAUUUAGCAAGGACAAACUUGCAACCUUGUGUUCCUUUUAGAGUUGAAAUUGCUAUACUGGUGGCCUUUUUGUUAUAUCAGUUCAAUAACCCAACUGGUAAUAUGUAUACUAACUGUUGCAGUUACCAGUGGAACCCCAAAUAUUUUAUUGGCCUUUCAGUAAUAGUGGCUAUUUGAGUUUUUCUAAAUUUCAUGGAGAUGGCAUUGAAUUUUUUGUAUAUAUACAGUUUAGACUCUAGAGCAAGGGUGUCAAACACCCCAUUCUUACGCCAGAUCCAGACUGCCAGGCUUCUCACGGGCCGGAUACAGAUGAGGUGGUAGCUGCAGGAGUGCUUGCCCCACACUGCCAGCGUGUUAAGAAUUGGGUUUCAUGCCUUGGAUUUUGGUGGUAGACCCCAUUCUUGAUUGCUCUGGCCCCCUACUAGCCCCAAUGGACCACACAACACAUGGGCCCAAUCAGGAAUUAUGGGUGACUAGGAAUAAUGGGUGUAAACUAGUUGAGAGUGGAUUUAGGUUAGAUAUUAGGAAGACAUUUUUCACAGGGUGGCCAGGAGCUGGAAUGGGCUUCCAAGAGAGGUGGUG